Molecule: messenger RNA, 3509 nt
Organism: Columba livia (rock pigeon)
Lineage: Eukaryota; Metazoa; Chordata; Aves; Columbiformes; Columbidae
Gene: GMEB2
Product: glucocorticoid modulatory element binding protein 2
Exons: 10
Coding region: 874-2475 (533 amino acids)
Biological process (GO): regulation of transcription by RNA polymerase II
Cellular component (GO): nucleus
Molecular function (GO): RNA polymerase II cis-regulatory region sequence-specific DNA binding
Source: RefSeq, a predicted model, not a curated record
CCCCCCCGUGCACCCCUCUGUGCAGCCGCCCCCUGCGCCCCUCUGCAACUGCCCCCGCGUGCGCCCCCGGAUGCGCAGCCACGGCCCCCCCGUGCAGUCCCCUCUCCUUGCGCCCCGAGCAGCCCCUCCGCUCCCCGCUUUGCACCCCCUGCGCCCUGCCUGCGCCCUCCGCGCUCUGCACCUCUGUGCAAGCCCCCACCCGCUGUGCAUGCACCCCCGCUGCAGCCCCUUCGCUCUUCGGUGCACCCCUCCCUGCACACCCACCUUCAGCCCCCGUCUCUGUGCACCCCCCUUGCUGCCCCCAUGCACUCAGUGCUCCCCACACACCCCCUGUCCCCCAGCAGUUCCCCCACCGCUGUGGGACCCCGGUUCAGUGCGCCCCAAAAUCUCUCCCUCCUUUCUCAGUGCUGCAAUGCCAUUUUUUUUUCCCAACUCAUCCACAGAUUUUUCGUGCAGCCGCUGAACCUUGCUCAGCGCCCCCGGGGUGCACAGAAAUGGGGUGCUCCCUCGCCCCCCACUGCUGAUGACUUCUCAUGUUUUCAGCCCAGUUUUUAUCCAUCCUACACCGAUUCCUGCCCGAGGUGUUUGCCCGUGGAGCUGGAGAGUCCCGCGGUGCCGCCAGCCCCGGCGGGAGCUGGGGGGAUGCCCAGAGCACCCCAAAACCGGGCACCGCGGCAGAGGCCAUCGUGGAUAACACCCUGCAAGGAGGGUUUUACCCCAAAAAUCAAGACAAGGGCAUAGGGAAAGAGCAACCACAAAAUUGCAGUAAUUAAACUGAACUCAGCCAGGCAUCUGCACUGUGUGUUGCAGCUUUGUUCCCCAACGUGCAGCACCAAGCAGGCAGCCGCUGACCGAGGGCUCUCCUGCCCGGCGAUGGCGACUCCGGACGUCAGCGUGCACAUGGAGGAGGUGGUGGUGGUGACAACCCCCGAUGGUGCGGUGGACGGCAGCGGCGUGGAGGAGGUGAAGACGGUGCUGGUCACCACCAAUCUGUCCCAGCAUGGCGGGGACAUAAAUGAGGAUACACUGGAGACCGAAAAUGCGGCAGCUGCGGCUGCUGCUGCCUUCACAGCCUCCACACACCUGAAGGAAGCGGUCCUAGAAGUGAAGAUGGCUGAAGACGAGGACAGUUUGGAGGCAGAGAUUGUCUACCCCAUCACCUGUGGGGACAGCAAAGCCAACCUCAUCUGGAGGAAGUUUGUGUGCCCCGGGAUCAAUGUGAAGUGUGUGCAGUUUGACGAUCACCUCAUCAGUCCCAAGGAGUUUGUGCACUUGGCGGGCAAGUCCACCCUGAAGGACUGGAAGCGGGCGAUUCGCAUGAACGGGAUCAUGCUCCGGAAGAUCAUGGACUCGGGAGAGCUGGAUUUCUACCAGCACACGAAGGUCUGUUCCAACACCUGCCGGAGCACCAAAAUUGACCUGACGGGAGCCCGGGUGUCCUUGAGCAGCCAGACAUCCACCGAAUACAUCCCCCUCACGCCCGCCUCUGCCGAUGUGAACGGAUCCCCGGCUACGAUUACCAUAGAAACGUGCGAGGACGCCAGCGACUGGAGCAGCAGCGUCGGAGAUGACACCUUUGCUUUCUGGAGAGGCCUGAAAGACACAGGUCUGCUGGAGGACAUCAUCCAGGAGUUCCAGCAGGAGCUGCUGGAGACCAUGAAGGGUUUGCAGCAGCGAGCGCAGGAGCCCCCGUUGCAGCUGGGUGAUGCUGUUUUACUCAACAACGUGGUCCAGAACUUCGGUAUGCUGGAUCUGGUCAAGAAGGUCCUGGCCAGCCACAAGUGCCAGAUGGAUCGCUCACGGGAGCAGUACGCACGGGAUUUGGCAGCCCUGGAGCAGCAGUGUGAUGAGCACCGCAAGCGAGCCAAGGAGCUGAAGCACAAAUCACAGCAUCUCAACAAUGUCCUGAUGACCCUCACGCCUGUCUCUGUCCCCGCGCCAUUGAAACGUCCCAGGCUGACCAGGGCCACCUCCGGACCGGCUGCCAUCACCUCCCAAGUCCUGUCCCAGCCGGCGCAGCUCGCCGUCACCCCCGGUGUCCCCGUCUCCCAACUCGCCAACCUCCCUCUCGGCAAAGUGGUCUCAGCCCUCCCGCCCUCGGUGCUGGGGAAGAGCCCGGCACAGCCGCCCGCCGCCAGCUCUCCGGCCUCCCCGCUGCUGGGGGGGUACACGGUCUUGGCCUCCGCCGGCUCCACCUUCCCCGGGACGGUGGAGAUUCACCCGGACGCUUCCAACCUGACGGUGCUGAGCACGGCGGCGGCGCAGGACGGCAGCACGGUGGUGAAGGUGGUGAGCCCCUUCCAGCUGCUCACACUGCCGGGACUUGGCACUACCAUCCAGAACGUGACACAAGUGGCUCCCGCUGGGAGCACGGUCGUGACCGUCCCCUCCGGUGCCACCGAGGCCGCUGGGGAUGAGCAAGCGGCCACCGCCAUUGAGGUGACUGCAGUGGCCGACGAGGUGGAGCAGAAGUGAAAGGGGGGACUUGCCCGGAGGGGACGCUGGCCGUGCCGCUCGGGGGAACUGCCUUUUCUCUGCGCUGUGGGACGAGGAGCGGUGUAAUAAGCUUAACGAGACUCAGCGGCUCGCAUUGGCAACGAGGAGGUUCAGGUCAGAGGGAAGGAGCAUGAAGAGAGACACCUGGAGAAGGGAAAGGCAAAGAUGCUCUGCCCUGUUUGGAUGAGAGAAAAAAAGAAAAAAAGCUUAAUUUUUUAUAAAGCUUUCCUCCCCUGUUCUCUUGGAAUAGUUAUUCUGUUGUAGCUUGUCAGCCCGAGCUGGAGCAGCAUCCGAGGAGCAGGGGUGCAGGGCAGGAGCGGUGGCAGGGACAGGCAAAGCAGGUGAAGCGCUGGGAUGGCACCGGUCCGGCUGCCGAGGGUCCAGCUGCCAAGGGUCCAGCGGGACUUGACAGGACACAUCCAGGAGCCCUGGGAGAGGGGACACUGGGGUGUCUGUGGGGUUCGAGUGCAGCGUGGGCACAAGGCGGGUGGCAGCAGUGAGUGGGAGCUCCUGUGGCAGCGGCCAGUGGGUCACCCAGGUCUGUGGGGCAGAGAAACUCAGAGGGCCACGCAGAGCUGUGGUUUCUGAGAAUUUCUAGUUUUUUUCAAAAAACAAGUCUGUUCUUUGGGAUUAUUUUUAAGCAAAGCCCUUUGGUUGUGAAGAUCGUGCUGUGAGGCAAGAUGAGCUGAAUGGCCACACUCUGAGGAGCUUGCACUUCCUAACGAGGUGGGACACUGGUGCAGGAUCAGCCGGUCCCCAGCAUCUCGUCAGGUCCUGCAUCCCGCGGGUUGGAGCAGCCGCUCACAACGGGGUGGUCGACACCCCAGUUUGACCAUUCCACUGGCUGCAAGUCCCCCAGUUGCCCCGUUCGGGGCACACGCGGCCGCAGCCACAGUCACACCGUCAGGAGUCGGGAGUUGAAGUGUUUGUUGGCGUUUCUACAAACUUGAUCUGGCAGCUGCAGCGAUGACAGGUCACUUUAAUGAGCUAAUAAAUAUUUUUUUGAACGAGCA